Messenger RNA from Python bivittatus (Burmese python), 4703 nucleotides. RefSeq names its product signal transducer and activator of transcription 3 (gene STAT3). The record is from RefSeq and is a predicted model, not a curated record. NCBI's taxonomy places the organism in Eukaryota, Metazoa, Chordata, Lepidosauria, Squamata, Pythonidae. Gene Ontology annotation, biological process: signal transduction; regulation of DNA-templated transcription. Gene Ontology annotation, molecular function: DNA-binding transcription factor activity; DNA binding.
UCGGCGCACGCUGAUUGGCUGGCUGGUGCGCCCCCGGCGAAAGGUCCGCGGGGGCUGCAAGCGAUUGGUCGCUGGCGGAGAGUAGCGUUGAUGCUACGGCCGAGGGGGCAGGACCAAGCUCACGACGGGAAGCGCUGGAAACGAGGCGACGAGACGCGAACGGCCCCAGUGGUGGCCAAGGGAUACUGGGGAGGUCGAAGAGUCAGCUGCCAAGAUGGCACAAUGGAACCAACUGCAGCAGCUGGACACACGAUACUUGGAACAGCUCCACCAGCUUUACAGUGACAGCUUUCCAAUGGAACUUCGGCAGUUCCUUGCACCUUGGAUAGAGAGCCAGGAUUGGGCUUAUGCUGCCAGCAAAGAGUCCCAUGCCACUUUGGUAUUUCACAAUCUUCUGGGUGAAAUUGACCAGCAGUACAGUCGCUUCCUACAAGAAUCCAAUGUUCUCUACCAGCAUAAUCUGCGCCGGAUCAAACAGUUCCUACAGAGCAGGUAUCUGGAGAAACCCAUGGAGAUUGCCCGCAUCGUGGCCCGUUGUCUCUGGGAAGAGAAUCGACUGCUACAGACAGCAGCAACAGCAGCACAGCAAGGUGGGCAGGCAAACCACCCUACAGCUGCUGUAGUGACAGAGAAACAACAGAUGCUGGAGCAACACUUGCAAGAUGUUAGAAAGCGGGUCCAGGAUCUAGAGCAGAAGAUGAAAGUGGUGGAAAACCUGCAGGAUGAUUUUGAUUUUAAUUAUAAGACUUUGAAGAGCCAAGGUGACAUGCAGGAUCUGAAUGGAAACAACCAGUCGGUGACACGCCAGAAAAUGCAACAGCUGGAGCAAAUGCUGACUGCACUGGAUCAAAUGCGAAGGGGGAUUGUGAGUGAACUGGCUGGGCUUCUAUCAGCCAUGGAAUAUGUGCAGAAGACACUGGUGGAUGAGGAGCUGGCUGACUGGAAGAGGAGACAGCAGAUUGCAUGUAUUGGUGGACCACCCAACAUUUGCCUAGAUCGUCUGGAGAACUGGAUAACAUCCUUGGCUGAGUCACAGCUUCAAACACGUCAACAGAUUAAGAAACUCGAGGAGCUCCAGCAGAAGGUCUCCUACAAGGGGGACCCAAUUGUUCAACACCGGCCCUUGCUGGAAGAGCGGAUUGUGGAGUUAUUCAGGAAUCUCAUGAAGAGUGCCUUUGUGGUAGAACGGCAGCCCUGUAUGCCAAUGCACCCAGAUCGCCCACUUGUUAUUAAAACUGGAGUACAAUUUACAACAAAAGUGCGGUUACUGGUUAAGUUUCCUGAGCUGAAUUAUCAGCUGAAAAUCAAAGUCUGCAUUGACAAGGACUCUGGUGACGUGGCUGCCCUCCGGGGAUCCCGGAAGUUUAAUAUCUUGGGUACAAAUACUAAGGUGAUGAACAUGGAAGAGUCCAACAACGGAAGCCUUUCUGCAGAGUUCAAGCAUUUGACACUGAGAGAACAGAGAUGUGGUAAUGGUGGAAGAGCCAACUGCGAUGCCUCUCUCAUUGUCACAGAAGAACUCCAUCUCAUUACCUUUGAGACAGAAGUUUACCACCAAGGUUUGAAAAUUGACUUAGAGACCCAUUCACUUCCUGUAGUGGUGAUCUCCAACAUUUGCCAGAUGCCAAAUGCAUGGGCAUCAAUCUUGUGGUACAACAUGCUGACAAACAACCCCAAGAACGUGAACUUUUUCACAAAGCCACCCAUUGGCACUUGGGAUCAGGUUGCUGAGGUGCUCAGUUGGCAGUUCUCCUCAACCACCAAACGGGGACUCAGCAUAGAACAAUUGACGACACUCGCUGAAAAACUACUUGGACCUGGUGUCAAUUACUCUGGAUGUCAAAUAACAUGGGCCAAGUUCUGCAAGGAGAACAUGGCAGGAAAAGGCUUUUCAUUCUGGGUGUGGCUGGACAAUAUAAUUGAUCUGGUGAAGAAGUACAUCUUGGCACUUUGGAAUGAAGGGUAUAUCAUGGGCUUCAUCAGCAAAGAGAGGGAAAGAGCCAUCCUGAGCACAAAACCACCGGGGACUUUUUUAUUGCGUUUCAGCGAAAGCAGUAAGGAAGGUGGAAUCACUUUCACAUGGGUGGAGAAGGAUAUUAGUGGAAAGACACAAAUUCAGUCGGUGGAGCCAUACACCAAGCAACAACUCAAUAACAUGUCAUUUGCUGAAAUUAUCAUGGGUUACAAGAUCAUGGAUGCUACCAACAUCCUGGUUUCCCCACUUGUUUAUUUGUACCCUGAUAUUCCUAAGGAAGAGGCCUUUGGAAAAUACUGCCGCCCUGAGAGCCAGGAACAUCCUGAAGCCACUGACCCAGGUGCUGCUCCAUACCUGAAGACCAAGUUCAUCUGUGUAACCCCAACAACCUGCAGUAGCACUAUCGAACUGCCCAUGUCUCCCCGCACACUUGAAUCCCUGAUCCAUUUUGGCAGUAAUGGUGAAGGAGCUGACGGAAAUGCCAGCGGGCAGUUUGAGUCCUUGCAGGUGUUCGACAUGGAGAUGACUGCUGAGUGUGCCAAUUCACCCAUGUGACCACCCUUCUUAAGCAGCUGACCAGUUCUGCUUCCUGGCAUCAACAUUUACUCCCCUUGCAGCAUCAUGGAGCUCAGACAUCUUGGCUCUGCCUCAACAGGAGACAUUUGAUUGAGGGUCCUCCUUUAAGUACACCAUUGCUGGAGCUUUUUGCCAGAUGUCAAGACAGCUGGAGGGAAGAAGUUCUGUUUAAUUUUAGCUGUUUAUUUCCUUCCCCACUUCAAUAUUUUUCAUUAUGUAUACUGGUUAUUAAUGUAAGGAGUGAAGAUUUUGUUCUGGUGUUUUACUAGAUCAAGUGUUCCUCUUUAACAGUACUUUUUGGUCUCCUGUGCGUUUUUGCUGCAUGGCACAAAAAGCUGUUUCUGUAGCGCUACCCUCUUAAGUGCUUUACCCAGUAAUAAAGCAGUUGAAAUCAACAGGCAGGAAUCUGUUCAAGUAGCCACAUGUUAGUCCAGGGAGGGAAAAGCAUAUAUGGAGGGACACUUCUUAGAGACAAGUGCACUUUUGUUUCCUUUCCAAAACAAUGUAUUUUCUGUGCCCUGCUUUUUAACCCUUCUGUGAUGAUCAACAUACCCUAGUAGAGCAGCCCUGCAAGGUAAGGGCUAGAAAAACAGCCAAUGGCAUGUUUACUUGAGCAUCCUGGGCUUUGAUGCUCCUACUGAAGAUUUUAGAACAUUCCAACUUCACAGACUACUAAUACUCAAGGUUGCAGUGCAAACCCCAGUGGAAAUAGUAUUUGAACCCCAAUCAUUCAGCUGAAAAGUCAGUUCUCCCUCCGCUUCCUUUCACCCAAAGCUUUUGAUCAUGGGAGGACUUUCUACUGUCUACAGAUUAAGGCAUUGGAUUGAGAUAAUGGAACAAAGGUGAACUGAGAGUUCAGUGUUAGCAUCCCACCACAGAUGUGUGGUCAGCAUUUAGCUCUAGUUACUUCUAUUAUUAUUUAUUGCACUUUUAUCUACCCUGCCUUGAAAGCACCUAGGACAGCAUUCACCCUUUCUUUUUCUUUAGUUUGCCCUUAUAGCAAAGUUAUGGGGUGAAUUCUGCUGGUGAACAAUGACUGUCCCAUGGGCACCCAAGCUUCAUGGCUGAGUGGGAAUUUAAAUCUGGUCUAUCUAGCCACUGUGCCCUAUUUCAAAUUCUAUGUUAGGAACAAACAGUAAAUGUUUAAAAUAGUUAAAAGAGAUGACUGUCAGUAUUUUUUCUCCCCAUCCAUAGGCUAUAUUGUUUAAACUAUCCCUUUAAAAAAAACAAUAUUGUUAGUGAUAACCAUUUGCUGCCCAUUCUUUCUGUCAGCAUCAUUGGUCUUCCCCUUGUGGCCCCCUUCUCAUGUGGCAUUUUAAUUUAGCCCAGCUGGAGCCAGUGCUACUCAGUUGCUGCUUGGCUAUUAUAGUCUCUCCAUUGUAGGAAUUGGAGGCUUCUAAUGCUGAAGAUCCCACUCUAAUCUCAGCUGUUGAGUUCAGUGGAGUUGAAAAGUGAUGAUACAAAAGGAUGAUGAAACAAGUUUGCUUCCAGUAAUUAGAACAGCCACUAAAGCUGAUGCUUUCCAGAUGUGCUGGACUUCAACUUUCUUCAUCCAUUAAGGGGGUGUAGUUCAACUGAUCCAGAGGACAUUAACUUAAGGAAGACUGAUUCAGAAGCAUUGGUUGGCAACAUUCAUAUAAUGAACUGAUUCAUGGCUUGCUUUGCUUGUGAUUUGGUUGAAUAAGCCACUGCGAUUGGUGCAAAGCCAAAACCAAACAUUGUUAGUGUCGUAUGUGAACCCAGCCAUUUGCUAGACAAGAGACAGAAGAUUUUGUAGUCCAAACUGUACUUUUCCCUACAACUGGCUAGGGGAACCUGUGGGUGUUAAUACCACAAGUCAUGGAAGAUAGGAGUUGUAAUCCAACACAGGCUUCUUCUCUACUCCACUGCCACAACAGUUUUUUAUGAAGAGAAUGGUGAUCUCUAGUCAUGCCAAACUAGAAUUGUUCCAACUAGUGCUAAGCUGCUGUCUUCUUUCCUAAUUAAGUAAUUUUUGCACCAUUACUUCCAUUUCCAAAUUGUUCAUUUCCUUUUUUGCUGUAGCAAGUUGCUCUUGAAGAACAUAGUCGUUUUCUUUGUAUAUUUUUAUUGCUGUAUCUACAAGCUUCAGCUUUCUCUUAAAUAAAUUCUGCUACCUUAUUUCUCAGUAGAA